GCACUAGCAUUGUAUUCGUGACAUUGAAUUAGUUUGGACGUACAGUCCCAUUGUCGAGGAAAGUAGGCGUACCUCAAAAUACGCAAAUAAAAAAUAUUUUAUUGUUUUAUAAUGGUAUCAAUUCUGUGGUUAUGUUUAUUGUGGAUUGACAAUGUGUGGACCGAGAACAGUACUAAACAAUUGGAGGGGUACCCAUCCGGAUAUUUGGCUGAUUGUCCAGGAUCAAACAAAGAAGCGAUAAUCACCAAGAAGAGUCUCAAAUAUUUGACGAUAACAGUGGACAACGGUCUCACCGGUAGAAGAAGAAAAUACAAUUAUUAUGAAACAAGCGAAUUAGCACGAGAUCCCGACUUGGAUUUUAGCAAGAAAACAAUGUUGUAUGUUGGAGGAUAUUUGGACAGUCCGAGUUUCAUGUUUGCAUCAACUAUAGCCCUUAUUUAUAAAGAGCUAGGUUAUAAUACACUUUUAUUGGACACAAAUACCUUCACCACUAUGGAGUAUCCCAGAGCUGCGCGUUUCAUGCGUCCAGUGGGGAAGCAUACAGCCAAAAUGUUAGCUGACCUAACCCAAGAAGGCCUAGAUCCAAAAAAGCUAGAGCUUAUAGGUCUAAGUCUCGGUGGGCAAACUGCCAGCUUCAUAGCCAAGAACUACGAACUACUUACAGGUGUAAAAGUAUCCCGGCUCACUGGCUUAGAUCCAGCUGGACCUUGCUUCAGGAACCUUGGCCCCGGAGACAGGAUCGAUAAAAGCGAUGCAGAUUUUGUAGACAUUAUAGCGACUAAUAUUGACGGAUAUGGUAUGGCCGCUCCGGUGGGACACGUAAAUUUUUAUGUCAACGGUGGGGAGUACCAGCCAGGCGACGUUUUGUGGACACUCUGCAAUAUACUGUGUAGCCAUAUACGAUCGUUCACUAUAUGGAUAUCAGCUUUGCGGAAUCCCCAUUCGUUUGUCGGUCUGCAGUGCGACUCAGUGCAGCAAGCGAGGGAAAAGCUGUGUUACGACCGAGAGCCAAUUGUAACAAAUGUGUUGGGAUUGAAUUCUGAUAGAAGUCGACAUGGUAUAUUCUACUUGAAUACAGAUAAUAAGUAUCCAUAUUUUUUGGGAGAAAAGGGCGUUAUAAAGGAGAACGACUUCUACUUAUCUCAAACUAAAGCCUUGAAUAAACAGAAUGUGAUCAAAAUGAAGUAGACAAUUAUUGUUGUGUAUUGACAUUUAAGAGAUGAAAUUGGGACAAGACAUUUAUUCUUCGAGGCGUAUAGUUAAAAAUGGGUUUAUUGAUUUUGAAUGUUAAAAUUUUUGACGUGAACGUCAACGUCUAAUACAUUAAUGAACGUCAGUUUUACGCACGAAAAAGCAUGACUCAUUGUCCCGCUACGCUCAUUGUACGCUUGCGCCGCAUCUAUCUCUCUUCCACUCGAUUGGCCUAUGCGUCCGAGGAUUCACUCCUUU
Molecule: messenger RNA, 1449 nt
Organism: Pieris napi
Lineage: Eukaryota; Metazoa; Arthropoda; Insecta; Lepidoptera; Pieridae
Product: lipase member H-A-like
Exons: 3
Coding region: 112-1188 (358 amino acids)
Molecular function (GO): lipase activity
Source: RefSeq, a predicted model, not a curated record